AAGAUUCAAGAUUUGUGAUUUCUUGAAAAAAAAAAACACCCAAAAAAAAAAUGGAGGCAGAGGUGAUAACAGAGAUUCUGCUGCCGAAAAAGAAUUCAAUUUCUGCAGGAGAUUCGUUCCACGAACUCAAUAGCUUCGAGCUGAAGAGUUACGGGUCGGGCCUGAAAUGGGUCUUCCACGACUACUCGAGUUUCUGGCGGGCCGGGCUUUCUUGGUCGGUGUUUUUUCUGCUGAACGUCGGUGUUCCGAUUGUGUCCCACUUUGUGUUCUCUUGCUCCGGUUGCGAUCCGAGUCAUCAGAGGCCGUACGACGCAGUUGUACAGGUGUCGCUCUCGCUGUUUGCCACGAUUUCGUUUGUCAGCAUAUCCACUUUUGCCCGGAAAUACGGUCUCCGCAGAUUUCUGUUUCUUGAUAAAUUGUCCGAUGAUCAUGAAAAAGUCCGAUUAGGCUACACCGAUCAGCUUCAUAAAUCAAUGAGGCUAUUGUCAGCUUUUGUUCUCCCCUGUUUCUUUGCAGACAGUGUGUACAAGAUAUGGUGGUUCACCUCAGGUGGAAACCAAAUCCCAUACUUAUACAACAUGUACUUAAGCAACACAAUCGUCUGUCUACUCUUGCUAUGCUCGUGGCUAUAUCGAGUCUCCAUCUGUUUCCUCGUAUGCAUCCUCUUCCGCCUCACGUGUUUUCUCCAACUACUUCGUUUGGACGAGUUCGCUCAAGUCUUCGAAGGAGAAUCCGACGUUGCCUCGAUCCUUCUAGAACAUCUUAGAAUAAGACGAAAUCUUCGCGUCAUAAGCCACCGCUUUAGGCUCUUCAUCUUGUCCACUUUGAUCUUAGUAACAAUAAGUCAAUUCGUUUCUUUGCUUGUCACAACCGAACCUCGAUCCAAGAUCAACCUCGCCACAGCUGGCGAACUCGCGCUAUGUUCCAUAACAUUAGUGACUGGGCUAUUGAUAUGUUUGCGCAGUGCGGCAAAGAUAACGCACAAAGCGCAGUCGGUUACUUCUUUGGCGGCUAAGUGGCACGCGUGUGCUACGAUAAACUCGUUUGAUGAAUUAGAAGACGAAACUCCAAGAGCGCCUAUUCUAAGUUCGGCUAAUGCCGGAAACUCAGUGGCUCCUAAUUGGGAUUUUGAUGACGAAGAAGGCGAUGGAGACGAUUCUCUCGAUAAUACCAACCUCGUUCCGAUUUUCGCAAAUACUAUGUCGUAUCAGAAAAGACAAGCACUCGUGACGUAUUUCGAGCAUAAUCGAGCUGGAAUUACGGUGUAUGGAUUUAUGCUGGAUAGGACAUGGCUACACACUAUAUUUGCGAUUCAGCUUUCACUCACGCUUUGGAUUUUGAAUAAGACGAUUGGAAUUUCGUGAUUUGUGUAUUAUCGAUCGAAUGUUUGGUUUCGAAAUUUUCGUGAUAUAUUUUUUUUUUUUUUUUUUU
Erythranthe guttata (spotted monkey flower) is the source of this 1431-nucleotide messenger RNA. RefSeq lists its product as uncharacterized. NCBI's taxonomy places the organism in Eukaryota, Viridiplantae, Streptophyta, Magnoliopsida, Lamiales, Phrymaceae. The record is from RefSeq and is a predicted model, not a curated record.